Molecule: messenger RNA, 1065 nt
Organism: Wallemia mellicola CBS 633.66
Lineage: Eukaryota; Fungi; Basidiomycota; Wallemiomycetes; Wallemiales; Wallemiaceae
Product: ATPase GET3
Exons: 8
Biological process (GO): post-translational protein targeting to endoplasmic reticulum membrane
Cellular component (GO): GET complex
Molecular function (GO): ATP hydrolysis activity; ATP binding
Source: RefSeq, a predicted model, not a curated record
CGAUGACUGACGAACUCGAGCCUACGUUAGAAAAUGUUGUAAAUAACAAGACACUCAAAUGGAUCUUCUGUGGUGGAAAAGGUGGUGUUGGUAAAACUACCACAUCUUGUUCACUUGCUAUCCAACUCGCAAAAACUCGCGAGAGUGUUCUCUUGAUAUCAACAGAUCCUGCACACAAUCUAUCUGAUGCAUUUGGACAGAAAUUCUCAAAAGAGGCUACAAAAGUUAAUGGCUUUGAGAAUCUAUCUGCUAUGGAAAUUGAUCCUUCUGCAGCAUUACAAGAAAUGGUUGAGAAUGACCAAGCUGGCGAUUCUGGCGUAGGUAAUUUCGUACAAGACCUUGCAUUCGCCAUUCCAGGUGUAGACGAAGCAAUGGGUUUUGCAGAGAUUAUGAAAUACGUAAACUCACAACAAUACUCAUGUAUCGUCUUUGAUACCGCUCCAACUGGACACACCUUGCGUUUCUUAUCAUUCCCUACUGUUCUUAGUAAGGCAUUGGAGAAAAUUAGUUCUCUUUCAGGUAGAUUCGGUGGUCUUAUCAACAAUUUCUCAGGUAUGAUGGGUGGUGGUGCACCUGCACAGGAGGAUAUAUUCGCGAAAUUGGAAAGCAUGCGUACAACAAUUGAUCAAGUCAACACUCAAUUCAAGAACGCGGAUUUGACGACAUUUGUUUGCGUAUGUAUCGCUGAAUUCUUGUCUAUUUACGAGACCGAACGUUUAAUUCAAGAGUUAUCGACAUAUGGAAUUGAUACCAGCAAUAUCGUCAUCAACAAUCUCUUAAUGCUUCCACAAGAUGACCAAGGCAAGUCUGUUUCUAGCUGUGACAGAUGUUUGGCAAGAGACGCAACACAGAAGAAAUACCUCGCAGAAGCUGAUGAUUUAUAUGGUGAAGAUUUCCAUAUUGUCAAGAUUCCUUUAUUACUCAAUGAACCACGGGGUGCACCAAGUUUACUAAAAUUUGGUGAGAUGCUUGUCGAUAAGACCCGCAAUCAAGAAUAAAACAUGUAAAAAUGGAAUAAUAAUUGAAUUACAAUUUGUAAAUUGACAAUAGCAAAGUUUGUAGGCA